Molecule: messenger RNA, 2087 nt
Organism: Sycon ciliatum
Lineage: Eukaryota; Metazoa; Porifera; Calcarea; Leucosolenida; Sycettidae
Product: PTB domain-containing engulfment adapter protein 1-like
Exons: 9
Coding region: 346-1716 (456 amino acids)
Source: RefSeq, a predicted model, not a curated record
AUGUCGUUGCACUGUUGCUUCUGUGGUUGCUGAGAUGACCGUUACAAAUAGAGCCUUGGUCUGAGAAUAUUUGUCUGGAAGCGUAGCGUAAUCAGACGAAUAUUUCCGUCUCAGUUCAAUACGACAUAGCUUAGCGGUACUCCGCCUUUGGAGAAUAACAAUUCGGUUAGGCACGGCUCGUUACUGAAGCGACCAGCUUACUGCAAACUUGACACAAGGGACUCGUUUCUGAACUACAAGAGUUGUUACCUGUCUCGUCGAGUUGCGAGUCGCAUCAGUUGCACGGGUCUCUUUCACGCAUAGGGCGUUAUCACCGUCUUAGACUUGGCACUGAGGGAUUGCAGAAUGUCAUCCAAGAAGAAACCAAGUAAGCGAGAGGCUCCCAAGACCUGGCUACAUCCGUCAUCUCACCUGGUAAAUGGCAGUAUCAUCUACAAUGCUAAGUUCUGGGGUUCAACUGAAGUCAGUGAGCCAAAAGGUGCUGAUAUUGUGAAGGGCGCUAUUGAGCGGCUAAAGUUCCAAGUGCACAUCAAGCGCAGCCAGGGUCACAAGCCACCUAAGGUGGAGAUAUGCAUCUCCUAUCAAGCUCUUCGUGUGCAGGAUGCAAAGACAAAGGCGUUUAUCCACCAACAUCCGCUGACAAAGAUUUCAUACUGUGGGGAUGACAAGUCGAACAAGUCUGUCUUUGCCUACAUUUCCAAAGAAGCCGACUCUGAGACGCAUUUUUGCUACGUCUUUGAAACGGACAAGAUUGCUAGCCAGAUAACGCUGACGGUGGGUCAGGCAUUCGACUUGGCAUUCAAGAAGGUGCGGGGAACUUCAAGCGAUGCCGAUCUGCAGAAGAAGGUGCUGGCCAUGCAACAAUCUGUUGAUCAAGCAGAACAGGAGAAACACGAGCUACGGAAACGGAUAGCUGAAUUGCAGAUGACCAAGGACAUGACCGAUGUCGAAACAAUGAAGCUUCAGGAGCAGGUGACCCAAAUGCAGCCAAAUACAAGCGCCGACCUUCUAGGCCUGGGUCAGCAAGCCCCGACCCAGCCGAGACCACCAGCAGCAAUUCCAGCAGCUGCACAGCCACCCGUUGCCCAGCCUAUGGUGCAAGCAGCAGCACCGGCACCAGCCCAGCAGCCACAGUGGGCAUCGUUUGAUGACCCGCCUGCAGAGGCCAGUCAACCGUACAGUAUGCUUUCAUUCCAGCAGGAGCAGCAGGCUCAGGCUGCUCCGGCCGUACAGCCUCCCGUAGCUCAACAGGCUCAAUGGGCAAGUUUCGACGCUCCCGCUCCAGCGCAGGCAGCACCCGCAGCGCCCGUUGCACCCGCUGCACCUGUGGCACCGCCAGCACAACCUCCAGCAGCACAACAACAAGACAGCUGGUUCAGCCCUAGUGCGACGCAAACAUCCACCGCGCCAGCAGCUGGCGACAGCUGGGCAAGCUUCGAUGAGCCAGCGCCACAGGCAGACUAUGUCAACGUGCCCGCAGCCUCUUCAGCAGGACAAUUUCAGCCAUUCUCCAGCAUUGAGCAACCUCCUGCAGUUGGUGGCGGUGCCGGCAGUGGUGGUGGUGGUGGUGGUGACAUUGACCAGGCAAUUCUAGAUAUCGAGGCACAGUUAGCUGGCCUUCAGGAUGGCUUUGACCAGGGCUUCAACCUAGAUCCGAUGUCACCUACCUCUCCCACAGGUGGUAAUCCUAGUGGUGGUGGCCUCAUGCAAUUCUAAAUCGAUCCUCCAUCUAGUCGUCGUCAGCACCUGCAAACAGACUGAAAUGAGAUUUAAGUAUAAAUACGAUACCGGCCCUGGCUGUUUCCUGUGAACCCUUUCGUGUUUUUCGUCCCUUUCUACUUCUUCGCAAACACUGUUUCUCUGGAAGAUGUAUUGCAUUGUGCGUUUCCACGAAAUGUAGAGAUAGAUAGCACCCAGCUUUGUCAAUUCUUCCACCGGCAUGUGCAUUCAGCGUACCGGUGAAUAAUCUAAAGGCAGUUUUCUUUUUGCUCAACCCAAUGGUUUGCACGUGUCUCUUUUAUCCAGAGCAAUAAGUUAUGCUUUACUGUAACUCAUGCUAUAUCGUAAAUGAAUUGUUUAUAAUAACA